Messenger RNA from Triticum dicoccoides, 2387 nucleotides. RefSeq names its product ABC transporter B family member 29, chloroplastic-like. Gene Ontology annotation, cellular component: membrane. The transcript is spliced from 10 exons. The record is from RefSeq and is a predicted model, not a curated record. NCBI's taxonomy places the organism in Eukaryota, Viridiplantae, Streptophyta, Magnoliopsida, Poales, Poaceae. The coding region runs from base 115 to 2055 and encodes 646 amino acids. Gene Ontology annotation, molecular function: ABC-type transporter activity; ATP binding; ATP hydrolysis activity. Gene Ontology annotation, biological process: transmembrane transport.
GAAUUCAGGGUCAGUUCGUCCGGCAGAAGAGAACCUCUUCUUCCCGCACAUUUCGCAUCGCGUUCCAGGCUUCAUAGCGCACAGCGCCGCCGCGGCGAGGUAUCGGCAUGGACUAUGGCCAUGGCGAUGGCGAAUCCUGCACCUCUUCCAACCUUCUCCUCGCAAUCCCGAGCAUUCACCCCAAGCAUCUCACUGCGAAGCAGCAGAGCUAUAUCGCGCUCCCGAGCCCUAGCUCUAACCGCAACGACCGCGUGCUCAAUCCGCCUCCGCGUGCGGGCCGCCAAAGACUGUUCGCCCCCGUCGUAUCCGCUCUCUGAGGUUUUCCCCUACGUCGCCGCGGAGUGGCGGACCAUCGCGAAGGGGUGGGCGUGCGCCGCCGCUGCCGUGUACUGCCUCUCGCGCACGGUGCCCGCCGCGGGGCGCCUUCCGCGCGCUCUGGCCGCCGGCGUAGGCGGGGGCGUGUCGGCGGAGGUUUCGAGGGGCGUGGUCGCGCUCGCGGCUUUCGCCUCUGCGCGCGCGGCCGCGGCGUACGUGCAGCAGGCGUUGCUCUGGGAGGCGGCGCUGCGGGCGGUGUGGCGCCUCCGGGAGCGCGCCUUCGAGCGUUUGCUUGCGCGUGACCUCGCGUUUUUCGAUGGCAGAGAAGGGAUCGCCGCAGGAGACAUCGCGCACCGGAUCACAGAUGAGGCGGACGACGUUGCGGACGCUGUGUACUCUGUUCUCAAUACAAUUGUGCCGACAAGCUUGCAGUUGAUAGCAAUGGGUACUCAAAUGGUGGCAAUAAAUCCUCAGCUCUCAUUAGUUGCAGCAAUGGUAAUUCCAUGCAUGUCCAUAGUCAUUGCAAAGCUUGGUGAAAGACUUCGUCAAAUAUCCAAGGAGGCACAUCUUAGCCUCGCCAUGCUCGCAGCCUAUCUCAAUGAUGUACUUCCAUCGAUGCUCACUGUGAAGGUAAACAAUGGGGAGCACAAAGAGAUGUUACGAUUCCAUGAAUUGGCUUUUCUUGAUCUGAAGAAUAAUUUGGGUAAGAAGAAGAUGAAAGCUCUCAUACCUCAAGCUGUUCGUACUACAUACAUUGCAGGCCUGGUUGUGCUUUGUGCUGGUUCAGUAGCAGUUUCUGGAACCACAUUUGAUCCUGAGGGGUUUCUUUCUUUCCUAACAGCACUUGCUCUUUUUGUUGAGCCUAUUCAGGAUUUUGGCAAGGCAUAUAAUGAAUAUAAGCAAGGAGAACCAGCGUUAGAACGCAUAUUUGAUCUAACAAGGUUCAUCCCUGAGGUGAGGGAUAAACCCAGUGCACUUCAUUUAAAUUCUGUUAAGGGAGAUAUUAAGUUCCAUGAUGUUACAUUUAGAUAUGUUGCUGGUAUGCCACCAAUAGUAGAUGGUGUGAAUCUUCAUAUCAGAGCAGGAGAAACUAUUGCUAUUGUCGGACCAUCUGGUGGAGGGAAAACCACUCUUGCCAAAUUACUCCUCCGACUUUAUCAUCCACAAAGUGGUUAUAUAGCUCUGGACAACCAUGAUAUUCAAGACAUUCAGCUACAGUGCUUGAGAACACAUAUUGCGUUUGUUUCACAGGAUCCGAUGUUAUUUUCCGGGACAAUCGCUCAAAAUAUUGCAUAUGGCGACCCUGUGGGAGAUACUAAUAUGAGAAAAGUUGAGAAUGCUGCUAAGAUAGCCAAUGCCGAUGAGUUCAUUAAGAUAUUGCCAGAGGGAUAUGACUCGUAUGUAGGACAGAGAGGUUCUAGUUUAAGUGGCGGGCAAAAACAAAGGUUAUCUAUCGCAAGGGCAAUCUACCAGAACUCUUCCAUACUGGUACUGGAUGAAGCAACGUCUGCUCUGGAUAGCAGGUCUGAGCUGCUACUGAAAGAAGCACUGAUGAAUUUGAUGGCAAGCCACACUGUUGUCAUCAUUGCUCACCGGCUGGAAAUGAUCCUGAUGGCUGAUAGAAUUGUUUUACUAGAGGGCGGUAAAUUGCGAGAGAUCACGAGGUCGGCUUUCUUGUCCCUAGAUGGCCGCUUCGGUUCACCACCGGAUCUCCUGAGUCGAGAAUUAGGAGAGGCUUGAGACUACGAGGGAAAAGUGGUUUGUUGUGCUGCAAUGCGGACGUCGAGCCGCGGGCCCGCAGGCAUGAUCUGAUGAGUGAUCAGACGAUGGAAGCAGCAUGUUUCCGUGGACGCUUGUCGGCCAGAAAAGCUCCCUUGUAAUAAGCGCAUGCACUGCUUUCAGUUGUGCUCUGUGCCUUGAUUUGGGCUUCCAUAUCGCUGAACGUCAGAAUCAGGUACCAAACCAAGUGGUGCAGUUAACGAUAAUGCCACACAGGAGAGAAUCAGUAAAUUAAUGGUAUGAAAUGAUAGACUUGACUUAACGACAAGUAUAAAAUCAUGACUUGAUUUCAA